Messenger RNA from Gavia stellata (red-throated loon), 762 nucleotides. It is a transcript of the gene CD79A, whose product is annotated as CD79a molecule. Gene Ontology annotation, molecular function: transmembrane signaling receptor activity. Bases 1 to 762 code for a protein of 253 amino acids. Gene Ontology annotation, cellular component: external side of plasma membrane; B cell receptor complex; membrane. Gene Ontology annotation, biological process: B cell receptor signaling pathway; B cell differentiation. The record is from RefSeq and is a predicted model, not a curated record. The transcript is spliced from 5 exons. NCBI's taxonomy places the organism in Eukaryota, Metazoa, Chordata, Aves, Gaviiformes, Gaviidae.
AUGGGGGUCUCGGCGUACGGGCGCAUGGGGUACCUCUGCGGGCUGUCCACGGUGUGCCAGCGGGGCGACUGCACGCUGUCCCCGCCGCCGGCCCCCUCCCGGCUGUCCCCCAGCCCCCUGACCGUGCAGAGCAACGGCAGCAUGACGGCCGGCACCGGGCCGGUGGCGGUGGAGGCCGGCCCCACGUCCCGCACCGCCACCGUGGGGGACCGCCUGAGCCUGGAGUGCCUCUUCCGGGCCCCCGGGGACGCCCAGGUGACCUGGUACCGGGUGUGCCCCCACCGCAACUGGAGCGUCCCCUACACCCCGGUCGAGGCCGUCCAGGACCACCGCCUGCUGCGGCUCGAGGAAGGCCGCGCCACCCUCACCUUCCUCCACCUCACGCACAACGACAGCGGCCUCUACUACUGCCGGGUGGAGGCCGGCUGGGCCACCGGGCAGUCCUGCGGCACCUUCCUGCGGGUGCGCGACCCCACGGCCGUGCCCUUCCUCAACAUCAAGGAGUCCACCAAGAACCGGAUCAUCACGGCCGAGGGCGUCCUGCUGCUGCUCUGCGCCGUGGGGCCCAGCCUCUUUCUCCUCUUCAGGAAGCGGUGGGCCAACGAGCGGCUGCUGCAGAUGAAGAAGAGCGCCUACGAGGAGGAGAACCUCUACGAGGGGCUGAACCUGGACGAGUGCUCCAUGUACGAGGACAUCUCGCGGGGGCUGCAGCCCACCUACCAGGACGUGGGCAGCCUCGACGCCCAGCUGGAGAAGCCCUGA